CCGGACACUCGGACUAGCGCGGAACAAAGAGCCAAACAUACUCCGAGUCCGCUCCGCCUCCGGCCCGGGUUACCUGCGCAGCUCCUUGCCCAGGCCAAUUCCUCCAUGCUGUCUUCAAGCCCUGCUUCCUGCACUCCUCCCGACCCUGACAAGGAGGGCCCCAGUAAGAAGGUGCAGUGGGCUUCUGGGAGGAGGAGAACAUCAUCCACAGACUCCAAGUCCCACCCCGACCCCUCCAAAGCGUCCAGGUCCCGGAAAUCAAGCCGGCUGACAGUGAAGUACGACCGGGGGCAGCUCCAGAGCUGGCUGGAGAUGGAGCAGUGGGUGGACGCCAAGGUUCAGGAGCUCUUCCAGGAUCAACCAACCCCUUCUGAGCCUGAUAUUGACCUGGAGGUGCUCAUGGAACUCUCCACAGAGGAGCAGAAAACUCAGUUGGAGGCUCUUCUCCGAGACUGUCCCCGCCCCACAGAGCCUUUUAUCUCUGAGCUACUCAGUCAACUCAAGAAGCUCCGGAGACUCAGCCGGCCUCAGAAAUAGGACCUGGGAGGCUGGGUCAGCAGCCUGGGCACUGUCAGGCCUGCUCUGAGUCUCUGCACCCUGGGCUGAGAGGGAAGUGGCGUCCCGGGACAUGGACGAGGAACUCUGGAAAAUGAAGAGGGGCCUUUGGACACCCCUGUUGUAUACAGUGACAGCUAGUUCUCGUCAUCUGGGUUUCCAUGAGCCAGCCACACUGUUGCCCGGUGCU
Artibeus jamaicensis (Jamaican fruit-eating bat) is the source of this 745-nucleotide messenger RNA. It is a transcript of the gene PPP1R14D, whose product is annotated as protein phosphatase 1 regulatory inhibitor subunit 14D. The record is from RefSeq and is a predicted model, not a curated record. The transcript is spliced from 5 exons. Gene Ontology annotation, molecular function: protein serine/threonine phosphatase inhibitor activity. NCBI's taxonomy places the organism in Eukaryota, Metazoa, Chordata, Mammalia, Chiroptera, Phyllostomidae. Gene Ontology annotation, cellular component: cytoplasm. Bases 106 to 537 code for a protein of 143 amino acids. Gene Ontology annotation, biological process: regulation of phosphorylation.